This is a messenger RNA of Rotaria sp. Silwood2, 1153 nucleotides long. The record is from the annotation of a GenBank genome assembly. NCBI's taxonomy places the organism in Eukaryota, Metazoa, Rotifera, Eurotatoria, Philodinida, Philodinidae.
ACCCAAAUCCUUUUAGGGUAUUUACUAUCUCAAUAUGCUCACUUAAAUGAGAUAUAAAUGAAUCAAAACGGGAGGUUACACCUCGGGAGGUUCCCUCGUGAGAACAGAAGCUUUGUUUUUCAGAGUGUCUAUAGCUAAUUCAGAUCUAUAUAAUGUACAUAAUUUCGACUCAAACGUGAUUGAAUAGUUAGAGAACUUCACUCGUCAGAUCAUCUUCAAAAUUGAUUUUCGAAUUGAAAUUUUGUAUAAAUAAAGUUUUUCAUAAAAGUAUUUCAUUUUAAAAGUAACAGCAGAUUUUGCUCAUAUAUCUUGUUGUCAGAGGUCAAUAUUGAAAAUUCUGUUAAGGUGGAACCUCUUCCCCUUCUUUUCGACACUCUUGGAGAACAGCAUCUCCUUUCUUCUAUGAGAUAUCAGGAUUUUUUGACGGUUAAAAGUUGUCCUGCUCGCUCAGUUACAAUACGUCUGAUACAGUUGAAAAGUUUUUUAGUAUUAAUGAGCGUGAUUUUUCAGUUCUAAUAGUUUCAGUCAUUGCGAACAGUAUUAGAAUAUGUUCCGUACAUUUUAAAUCUUACUAGUCUCUACCUAAUGAAAUAAUAUUUAUCUUGAAAUUAAUGGCAACACUUUUUUUUUUCUCUUCCAGGAAGAUCUUCAUCAAAAUCAUCUUAUCGAUCAUUCAUCAUCACCAUCAUAUACAGGUGCAAAUAUGUAUACACAACAUCAUCAAAUAUUAAAACCGACACAAACAACAAGUGAUUAUUAUAGUAAUAGUAGCAAACAUGAAGAAGAUGCUGAUGAAUUGGCUGAUGAACAUCGACCCACAAUUAUUAAUAAUACAGAAUGGUCAAUUGAAAAAAUUCUUUAUCCAGAUUGGUUAUAUAAAGAUAUAACAAUGAAAUCAAAAAAAUAUUUGAAUACAUCAACAUUUAAUGAUUUUAAUUCAUGUCAAACAUUGGAAACAAAUGAAAAUCAAUUAAAUAAAUCUAUGAAUGGAAAACGAACAAUAUCAUCAAAUAUUCAACCAUCACCAAAACAAGUUCGAUUUGAAUAUCAAAAACAAAUACGUUCAUAUCCACAUUUAAGUACAACUAUUCAACAAUUAAAAACACGAACAACAACUGUUUCAAAUAAGGAUUUACAUGAUACAUUUAUUUAA